AAAACAAAAGGCAUACGCCGCCAUUUGUCCCUUCUGCGCUCCAAAAACCCUAAACCCCCACAUUUGCCCACCAAAGAAAUCUCUCUCCCUCCAAGGCUCCAAGAAGGCAACAACCAACGCAAUGGCUGAGUCUUCUAGUUCAAGGAUUCCAUAUUCACCUUUAAUUUUCCAACAUAUAUAGUAUCUACACGUCUACGUCUACUCACCAGUUGGGUUAUAGUUGCCGGACUGAACAUGCUCUGCCAUCAGCUGAUGAAUGGACUGUAGAAGACUGUACCGGUUAAUCCAAAGCCUUUCUUGAACAAUUUGACUGGGAAGCCUGUGAUGGUAAAACUUAAAUGGGGAAUGGAAUACAAAGGUUAUCUUGUCUCCGUGGAUUCAUACAUGAACUUGCAGCUCGCUAAUGCUGAAGAGUAUAUUGAUGGACAAUCCACUGGAAAUCUUGGAGAGAUCUUGAUCAGAUGCAAUAACGUCCUAUAUCUUCGAGGUGUGCCUGAGGAUGAAGAAAUUGAAGAAGCAGAUCAGGACUAGGGUUCGAUUGGUGUCUUUUGUAUCAUGACAUUCUAACUGAAUUGAGAUCUUUGUGUCUAUCAUUAGGUGUACUUGAAUCAAACCUAAGGGUACUCUUGUCUGAAGCAGAGACUAUCUUUGUCGUGUAAAAAUGUCCAGAAUCAUGUUAUGAGUGUUAUAUUAAGGGCAUUUUUUUCUUAUCCAAGAAUA
Sesamum indicum (sesame) is the source of this 720-nucleotide messenger RNA. RefSeq names its product small nuclear ribonucleoprotein F (gene RUXF). Gene Ontology annotation, cellular component: catalytic step 2 spliceosome; U1 snRNP; pICln-Sm protein complex. Gene Ontology annotation, biological process: spliceosomal snRNP assembly; mRNA splicing, via spliceosome. Gene Ontology annotation, molecular function: RNA binding. NCBI's taxonomy places the organism in Eukaryota, Viridiplantae, Streptophyta, Magnoliopsida, Lamiales, Pedaliaceae. The record is from RefSeq and is a predicted model, not a curated record.